UCGGAUUCCGCAUUCGCCCAUGGAAAUGGAGGUGCACGAAAUGGGUACUCCUGCGUCGGCUACAGAGACUUCUCUGUCCCGCGAGGCGGUUCAGAAGGCGGUCGAACGUCUCCACAAAGUAACUGAGGAGCGGAAGCGCUGGAUUUAUAAGCGAGACGAGACACUGAAGCGCAAGGAAAAGCUGCUUCAGCUGCUUCAGCGUCAAGACCCCGGUACUUUGAGCAUCGAACGUAUUGAGCCCCAGAAGGCGAAGCAGGAGGCAGAACUGGCUAAGCAAAAGGAAACAGUAGCGCCAAAGGCAGCAGCGAUGGCAGCGACGCGGAAAAAGGAGCUCAAGGCGCUGCAGGCGCACGCGGAGGCGGCUCAUGAGAAGCAGCAGGCGGCUGCGAUUGUGUUGGCCAGGAGCCUGAAGCUGCUACAGUCAAAGCGCAAGCGAGAAGUGAAAGAAGAGGACCCGCAUCCAAGAAAGAAAGUUGACGUGGGCAGCAAGAAUGAAGUGAAAGCAGCAAUUGCUGCUCCGGAGAUGCAUACCUUUGCUUCUGCUCCAGCGUUGGAUGUGGGAACGACGGAGUUGGCCACGGCUGCAUGCCUUCGCAUUGCUACACGCUAUCUUACACAAACGGGAAAGAUAAUACCGAGAGAAAACCUGGAGCAGGCAUUUAAGACUUAUACAGGCAAGGUCCUGGAGGAAGUUGUAGAGUGGUCUUUGGUGGAGCACUCUCUACCCAAUUUGGUUGUUGGUGACACGGCGAAAAAUAUUCAACCGUGGAACCCAGCACGGAGGUCUGUGUGCUGGCAGCCGGGGCGUCGAUUUUUGAAGACGCCAACAUUCAUCUCUUCGGAUGCUGGUCGAAUCCAGGCGUUAAUUGAACUCGAGAAGGAUGUGGUGACAUCAGUUUGUGACUCGUUGCGAAUGGCAGAUAGUGCAGACAAGAGCGCAGCACUUAUCAGGAGGCGCCGACAAAGGUUCUUUUUGGCGAACCUGCUACCUGAUGGCACAACAGCACCUACUCUUUCUGGUGUUCUUUCCGCCUGUGUCGGGGUCAAUUUGGUGAAAAUGGCAACCAGCAACAAUUUAAGGAUUUCAUAUCGAUCACACGGACAAAUAGCCGGCGUUUUUGGCAACAUGGAGACGUGGCUUCGCGAGCAAGCCGAAAUGAGCGAGCCGCCCUGCAGUUUGUCGCCAAGAUUCGAUAGACAGGGUGGAUCUCGUGGAGCUCGAGAGAUUUUUUUCUCUUCGAAAUACGCUAAGCCGUUUUCUGUGACACACGAUUCAGUUGUUAGACAGCUGAGGGGAGGUGCGCUGAAGUCUACUGGUUCGAAAAAGAUCGAUCCUAUGAAAGUGCUGUGCCACUAUGAGCUAAAUGGCGUUUGCAACGACAAGAACUGCUCCAACUAUCACCAGAAAGAUUACGAGUCAGUUGUGAACGAGAAAAGCAAUCUCAGCGACUGCUCUGGUGAAGAUGCGGAUGAUGUUGGGGCUACUAUGGAGAAAUUGGACGAGAUGGAUCAGUUGCUGGUGUCGUUUGCUGAGUUUCGUGCACGAAUUAUGCCAAAAUGGCCCGUUAUCACUAGUACUACGGCAUCUGCAACAACAGGAAGAAAGAGUAACGACGCAGCAGAUGUGCCUUCAUCAAGCAGAGCUGACGCAGUCUCGCCCGUCGUACAAGAUGCGGAGGAAAAACCCAAAGAAAGCAAUGACGACUUCAUCGUUCUUGACAGUCGACAAGAGCUUCCUGACAUUGGUGACGCUCGUUACUUUGACGAUAUUGACUCCCGAAAGGUCUAUGGUGAAAUGCUGCAAGCAAAAGUGGAGAAAACCCCCAGUGCCACUGAUGCAUGGCUUCUUCUCGCUAUUUUUCAGCUUGGCCUUGACGUUGGAAUGGGUGAUGAGGCUGUGAAUUUAUCGGAUGACGAUCUCUUGCAGCAACAGCUUCUUUUCCUGUGCAAGGAGCUUAAUUUGAACCAACGCAGUGGCGUCUCUCGAACUUUGGCUGCGGAUGAAGCAAACUUAAAACGGUGUUUGCAUACACUGUCUCGAGCCUUAGAAGUUGAAGAAAAUGCGUAUUGUGAAGCACUCUGGCUGCUAUAUCUUCGUCUAUGCAGACAAGUGACCAAUCGGCAGACGGAAAUCGACAUGGUGGAGCAAGGCGUCCAAUUUCUGCCGAAUUCGCAUGCGUUGUGGCUUCGUUAUAUUUCGACUUACGACUUCGAGUCGGUGGGCAUGGCAGAGGGGAUUUACUGGCGGCUUCUGGAGCAUAUUGCGCGAACGAACUCAGCUGAAGAUGGAUCAAAGACACCAACUACAACUAAGGAGGUGUCCAUUCUAUUGACGGCGAUAUGUUAUCAUCUUUGUAUCAAGCUGUGGCAUGCUGGGGCGACAAGUCGAGUGCUCGAGCUUUUGUCAGCGUUGCUGCAGCUUGGCAACGAAUCUCCGGAGUUUUCGUGGUGUAGUAUGGUGCGUGAUCGAUUACGUGGUGAUGAGUUGAUAGUGUUUUCUUUGGUUUUCGCGCAUAUACUGCUCUUCAAGGAACUGCCUGGACUGAUUGAGCAUUGGGUAGCAGCUAGCAGCAAUGAAGGCAUUCCAAUGAAAGGAUUGUCGUAUACUGCCGAGUUUUUACGUGGACGCGACGGUGAUAUUGAUAAAGGAGCCUUCACUCGAGCAUUGAAAGCGUAUGAACUCUCGUUUCAGACAUUUGAAAAAGACUGCGGUGGGAUGCGCGAUGCCGGCAACGUGAUAUUGAGCAACUGGAUGCUUAUACUUGCAAUGCAGCAUGGUAGGAGCGAUAAAAACGAGCUUCUUUCCGCGUUUUUUCGGGACUAUUUAGACAAGAUUUCAUACUACCCUGGCGCAUCUCUCACAGCGGCUAAGUUAAUGGGGCUAACGUCGACUGGUGAGCAGCAGGCGCAUCAACUUAUGCUUACGAUGAUGAACCGGAGUACAGAAACCCAGUUUCCAGAAGCUUUACAUCAUUACCUAUUCGCUUGUCGCCAGUCUUCAGCGCUCGUGGAUGCUUUGGAUAAAACCUUUCCGGAAGUGAUGAAGCGGCUGGCAAACCUUUUGAAUGUUGAUAUUGAUAAAGUGGAGAAAUCUCUUCAAGACAUCAUGCAUGACACCAGUAAGAUAUCCAAGUCGCAUACUCUGAAAGAUCUGUUGGAAGCUUUAUUGAGUGCGUGGAUGGACCAGCUGGCCUUGCUGCGCCGAGGGUCACAACGCCAGCCUACAGACAAAGUUACGAGAUCUCUAGCAGAUAUUUACGUGGCAUUGGAUAUCUUUCAUCUGAUGGGCCUCUUGUUGGAGCCUUCUGUCGCUAUCGAUGGUAUUCAGAUGGUGUUGAGCUCCUUAAGUUUUGAUGCGUUAUCUUUGGAAGCUCGGCAACUUGCAUGGAUGCAGCGCUUUGUAUUUCAAGUGGAUCUUUUACAGCAGGAAGAGCUGGACAGUGUAUUAUGGCGUGAGCACCAACCGAUGCUGACUCAAUUGUUUCGAAGGUAUAUGACAGAAAUGAGUGUGGAGGCUGAGAUGAUGCGCCAGGUUUCGAAACGAGUUACGCGAGACAUUAGCAAUAGAGCGAUCGAAGACGCUGUGCGCGAUUGUCUGAACCCGGAACGGAGUCAACUGAUCACUUAUGAUGUAAACCUGGAGCUAUUCCGACUAUGCUCCGCCGCUGUGGCUGGUCCUGAGAAGGCUGCGUUCUACGCGUCAUGUACAGAUCUAUUAGCCUUGUCGUCCGAGUUUUCGCUUGCAUUUUCAGACGUUGCUAUUCACGAAUGGGAACUCUUGGCCGCACGAGCAAGUCUGAGAAGAUGUCUUAGUGGAGCGAAGACCCAGCGUCCUCAGAUACUACAAGCCUUGGUUGCUGUGGAGUUACGAUUGCGAAAUAUGAAGGCUGUAUCCAGUUUACUAGAUACUGAGAUGCAAGCGAACCCGCUGCUAUUAGAAUCUUGGCGUCUCACUGUGGGCCUGGAAGUCUUGUUAGGUGGAAAGUUGAGUGACAGGUCGAAGAUGAUUGCAGAAGAAAUGGAGCGGCGACAGUUGGUGUUCGUAUGCAACACAUUUGGGGAUGAUAAACUGUUGGACCAGAAGGGCAUUUCGUGGUGUCGAUAUCAACAAACUGAGUCACUGACCUUGCGGGGUCUUGGCUUGGAGUAUGUUCCGAACGUAAUUUUGCUCCAGAGUGAGUUGGUGUCGUUGAACAUUAGUGGAAAUGAACUGGUGGAGCUUCCCAUGGGUCUGCGUCAGCUGAAGAAUCUUCAAGAACUGGAUGCAUCUGAAAACGCGUUGUUGGAGCUUCCUGCAUGCGUUAAUAGCCUAACCAAACUGAAAGAACUGAGAUUCGCGCACAACAACAUGACCACGAUGUCAAUACCGGCUCUUCCUCAGCUCAAGGUCAUCGAUAUGUGCUGGAAUGCUGUAACCCAUCUGCGUGCAUCAGACGUAGCAACUCUUCCAAACCUCGAAGCACUGCAAGCUGAGGAAAACCAGGUUUCAGUGGAAGAGUUGACGAAAAUCUCGGAUCUGUUGGCAAAGCGUGAAACUGUAGUCUCCGCUCAAACGACCGAAGUUAACGUAUGUCAGCAGAAGAAAACCGAGGAAGAUACUGCAUCGAAGCAGCCGGUUCCUACAAAUCUGUCUGAUAGUAAUCAGAAUGAGGGCACAACUCAAGCGGAAGACACCAGAUCUGCGGAGAUCGAACAAGCCCCAGUCGCUACAGAAUGGGACGGAGAUCAAGUUAUGGAAGAAGCAACCGACCAAAUGGCAGCGGCGUCAAAUGAAGUUGAAGGAGAGGAAGCGGUCGUUGCGGAAAAGGUCGACUCAGGCAGAAGGGAGGAUGGCGACAAAUCUAUCGUAAUUGAUGACGACGAUGAUGCUCCAUCAGAGUCUAAAGAAGAGGACGGAGAUCAAAUCAUGACUGGAGAUAAGGCCACAAGAAUCGGUAGUUCAUCUUCAACAGAGUCGAAAGCUGUUGAUCAUCCCAGAGAGAUCAUUGAGCUAGAUAGCCCCAAAUCGACUGAAGGAAACGGAAAAGAGACUACAGCUCAAGAAAUUCAUCUCCAGAAAUCUACUGGCAACAAGGAUAGACAGGACACGACUGAUUCAAACCCUGUGGAUGCUCAGUCGAUCCCAACUGGUGACGGUGUAAGCACAGAAAACAUCUCAGGAGUUGAAGACUUUGCUCAUAACCACUCAGAAGACGUCACAGCUUCAGCCGUUCGGCGCCAGUCUAGCCAUGAUGUGGCUGCACUCGCACGGAGAAAACUCACUGCGUAUAUGGAUCAAAAUCAAAUCGAUAAUCGUGCCGAAGUGCGAAAGCGCAACCCGACACUGUGGCGAGAGUUUAUAGCUGCCAGUCUUCCUGUAAGUUUGGAGUUACCGGCAUGCAGGUUGUGCUUCGCAGCAAAUGAUGGCCACAACCAGCGGUUUAACUCCACCGUGCUAUGUGUACGGUGCCUGGAAGACGCUCUACCUGUGUUGAAAGAUCGGAGCGAACACUCAGAUAUAACGGAGGAAUUCGUCUAAAUGGCAAAUGUACAACCGGAUGUCUGCAUCUACCAAAAAUCGAUUACUUUCAUGUUCAUGCCGCCAAUGGGAAUCAAUUCAGAUUUACAGCUCAUCCUUUUACUUUCCUACGCUCCUCGAGAAGGAGACCUUGUGCGUUGACUACUACGAUCAACAAUGUAAUCGCUUUGGCUCGUCGCGUGUUUGAGUUGUUGAGGUUCACGAGAACUCCUGAUGUUAUCGUGGUUAUUCAAUUGCUUCUUCUGCAAAAUUCAAGUUUCGAGGGAGAAAUGAGUUAAACGUGUUCAAAACUUUUGGUUCAUCUCUUACCAGGCGACGUUCGUUCAAGAGGAAGUCCUGUUGAAUUCCAGUCAAAGAUCGAUCCGUAGUUGUAGCUGACUGUAAAAAUUGCUGAUGCACCGCCAAUGACGCUACCCGCGAUGAUCGCUGUAGUGGUGCUGGUUGUCGAUGGAGCGCGUCACAGCCACCCAGGGGGCGAGUAGAACUGGUUGGCAACAAAAGAACAUCGUGACGGCUUUCUUGCCAUCCCGGAUCGAGGAAAUGCUGCGAUUCUCGCAGUUCAAGCGUGAUCGACCCAGCAGGUAGAGCUGUCAUGGGAUGAAUAGCGUUAAGUGGAGUUGGUGAAUGAUGAAGAAAUAUACAAUGUACUGUCAGCACGAGCAUGGUUGCCCGAGCUAAGGAUGCAUGACCCGAAGGAAAGCUGCUACGCCCCUCUUUCUCACCAGCAGCAUCAGUGCACAAGGUGACGACUCCAUCCCAGACGAUAUCUUGAUCCACUUGCACAUUUGAUAGAAGCUAGGACGGAAGCACCCUGUGACGUUUAUGGUGAAGAUGGUGAAAACUCGGCCAGCGGUAUAGCCUGAAGAAAGCUGAGCAGGAAGUCUCGCGUGUCGUGAGCAAUGACUCGUACCUGACAGAACCUUAGAAGCACGAAAUUCACUACGAGGUUGAUACCAAUUGGUAAGCUGAGCCCGAACGUCAUUAGGGCCCGCAACGGCACUGCUGAAAGUCCGCAAAUCACACCCGUUAGACAUCUGGGGGUGUGUUGCUGAUCUACUUGUAGCAGAAGUACCAUGCUUGGGCAGCUUCUCGUGGUAUAGUGACCGAUCCAACGACCAGACCUCAGUCGUGGAGUUCAAGAAUACUUUGAUCCCAGGGACUGGUUGCUCAUUCUCUUCACUUGCUGCAAUUACAAGCACUAACAGGUAGAUGACGACAAUGUAAGAAAAAUCUAGCACGCGGUAUUCUCGCAGCACUUCGGAGCGAGGUUUGAUGCCAGACAGAAUUGCUGCAACAAUCUAUUUUUUAUUAAAGGCUUCGACGCUGCACAUUUACAGUCAGUCCGAGUUAUUGUUGCACCUAGCACUGCUAAUAUUGUUGCUGGAAAAGGCAAUUCAUUGCGCUUCACCAAGAAACUAGUUGCACUUGUAUAACCCUCUAUGGCAUGGUUGACUCGAUCAGUUGCUGUUUUGAGGGAGCGGUGAGUGCGUCAGCAUCAUUCACCUUUUGCGUUUGCUGCACAAGUAAUUAAUUGGAAAGCGCAAGUGAAUCAGCAAAUACACUUCAUGUAAAUGUUAGAAACAAAGCAACCUCGUCAAAUUCUUACCCUUUUAAGGUCGUGGAUGGUCUCGAUAG
Messenger RNA from Phytophthora nicotianae INRA-310, 7153 nucleotides. RefSeq lists its product as hypothetical. The transcript has 8 exons. The record is from RefSeq and is a predicted model, not a curated record. The coding region runs from base 20 to 5518 and encodes 1832 amino acids. NCBI's taxonomy places the organism in Eukaryota, Oomycota, Peronosporomycetes, Peronosporales, Peronosporaceae. Gene Ontology annotation, cellular component: nucleus; exosome (RNase complex).